Messenger RNA from Monosiga brevicollis MX1, 648 nucleotides. RefSeq lists its product as uncharacterized. Gene Ontology annotation, biological process: pyridoxal 5'-phosphate biosynthetic process; pyridoxine metabolic process. The record is from RefSeq and is a predicted model, not a curated record. Gene Ontology annotation, molecular function: glutaminase activity. The transcript is spliced from 6 exons. Lineage: Eukaryota; Choanoflagellata; Craspedida; Salpingoecidae. Gene Ontology annotation, cellular component: glutaminase complex; cytosol. Bases 1 to 648 code for a protein of 215 amino acids.
AUGGCAGCCCCAAGUGUGACGAUUGGUGUGCUUGCGUUGCAGGGUGCGUUUCGGGAGCAUCUACGUGCUCUAUCAGAGUUUGAGGGUGUGUCUGCGCUGCCAGUUCGCACCAAGGAGCAAUUGGCCACUGUCGACGCGCUAGUGAUUCCUGGUGGUGAAAGCACUACCAUGGGGCUGGUGGCGGAGCGGUCGGGCCUGCUCGAAGAACUCCGGGCCAUGACGCGUGCGCGCCAGAAGCCCGUAUUUGCCACCUGUGCUGGGCUCAUCAUGCUGGCACAACGAGCCCAGCACGAGAAAACGGGUGGGCAACCGCUACUGGGUGGGCUGGAUGUGGUAGUGGAUCGCAACUUUUUUGGCACACAGCUGCAGAGCUUUGAAGCAACGAUGGACGUGCGCCUGCCUGGCGAUGAAGCCGCAUCAACCUGCCACGCGGUCUUUAUCCGGGCUCCGGCCAUCCUUGAGGUGGGAAUACGUGUGGAGGUCCUGGCAACCCUACCCGUGGACAAGUCGCCGCGGCCACUCGAGAAGCCCUGUAUCGUGGCUGCUCGCCAAGGCCCUUUUCUUGUUACAGCCUUUCAUCCGGAGCUUACCGCGGAUCGACGCUGGCAUGCAUAUUUCGUGGAUCAAGUUCGAGCCACUAAAGGCUAA